This is a messenger RNA of Haemorhous mexicanus (house finch), 2745 nucleotides long. RefSeq names its product prostaglandin E receptor 2 (gene PTGER2). Bases 12 to 1103 code for a protein of 363 amino acids. The record is from RefSeq and is a predicted model, not a curated record. Gene Ontology annotation, biological process: adenylate cyclase-activating G protein-coupled receptor signaling pathway; cellular response to prostaglandin E stimulus; inflammatory response. The transcript is spliced from 2 exons. Gene Ontology annotation, molecular function: prostaglandin E receptor activity. Gene Ontology annotation, cellular component: plasma membrane. NCBI's taxonomy places the organism in Eukaryota, Metazoa, Chordata, Aves, Passeriformes, Fringillidae.
GGCGGCGCGGGAUGAACGGGACGGGCCGGGCGUACGGGAGCGACGGGACAGCGCUGCCGGCCGGGGCUCGCCCGCUGGUCAGCGCCCUCAUGUUCUCGGCCGGGCUCCUGGGCAACCUCCUGGCGCUGGGGCUGCUCCUGCGCGGCCGCCGCGGAGCCCGGCAGCGCCCGCCCGCGCUGUUCCACGUCCUGGUGCUGGCCCUGGUGGUCACCGACCUGCUGGGCACCUGCUCCGUCAGCCCCUUGGUGCUGGCUUCCUACCACCGCAACCUCACCCUGACCAGCCUGGCCCGCGGAGGGCACAUCUGUCUCUACUUCGGCUUCGCCAUGAGCUUCUUCGGCCUCGCCACCAUGCUCAUCCUCUUCACCAUGGCGCUGGAGCGCUGCCUGGCCCUGGGGCGGCCGUACUUCUACGAGCGCUUCCUGAGCCCCCGCACGGGCCUGGUGGCCCUGCCGGCCAUCUACACCUUCUCGGCCGCCUUCUGCUCGCUGCCGCUGCUGGGCUUCGGGCGCUACGUGCAGUACUGCCCCGGCACCUGGUGCUUCAUCCAGAUGCACCUGGAGCCGCGCCGCAGCGACGGGGAGGUGGCGGGGCUGAACGUCGCCUUCUCGCUGCUCUACGCCACGCUGCUCCUCUUCCUCAUCCUCGCCGUGCUGCUGUGCAACCUGAGCGUCAUCGCCAACCUGGCCCGCAUGCACCGCCGCGGGCAGAGGAGCCGCAGGGUGGCCGCCCCCGAGCAGCCCCGCGGGGCCGGCGGCUGCGGCCGGCGCAUGUUCUCCAUGGCCGAGGAGAUCGACCACCUCCUGCUGCUCUCCAUCAUGACCAUCACCUUCGUCAUCUGCUCCCUGCCCUUCACGAUCCGUGCCUACGUGAACAAGCUCAGCGAGGCAGAGGGUGACCACGAGUGGGACCUGCUGGCCCUGCGCUUCCUGUCCAUCAACUCCAUCGUGGAUCCCUGGGUCUUUGCCAUCCUGCGGCCGCCCGUGCUGCGCCUCAUGCGCUCCGUGCUCUGCUGCCAGGUGACCCCCACGGCCCCCGGCAGCCACGCCGUGUCCUCUGCUGUGACAAAGCUGCCAGCACGGCCGCACCUCUGCGGGCAGUAGAUCCAGGAGGAUCCUGCCUCCUGAUGGGCAGUUCUGGGCCCCUCAGUUUGGGAUGGAUGUUGAGGUGCUGGAGAGCAUCUGGAAGAGGCAAUGAGGCUGGAGAGGGGCUGGGAACACAAACCCUGUGAGGAAGCCCUGAGGGAGCUGGGGGGCUCAGCCUGGAGAAAAGGAGACUCAGGGGUGCCCUCAUCCCUCUGCAGCUCCUGGAAGGUGCCUGUGCUCAGCUGGGGCUGGGCUCUGUCUCCAGCAGCACUGACACAACCAGAGCUCACAGCCUCGAGCUGUGCCAGGGGAAAUACAGGUUGGAUAUCAGGAAAAGUUUUUUACAGAAAGAGUGACAAAGUUCUGGAAUGUUCUGCCUGGGGAGGUGGUGCAGUCCCCAUCCCUGGGUGUGUUUAACAAAGCCUGGAUGUGGCACUGGGUGCCAGGGGUGAGUUGAGGUGUUGGGGCUGGGUUGAGCUCCAUGAUCCUGAAGGUCUCUCCCAACCCAGUGACUCUGGGAAUUCUGUGAAGCUCUGCCUUGGGGGCCAUCCAGUGGCUGCUGCAGCCUGGGCCAGCUGGGGGUGGCUCAGCUGUCACCUGGCAAGUCACUGCAGGCUCUCACAGGGACAAAAGUGCAGUGGGUCAAGGCUGGAAGGGCUGGUGAGUCCCUGGGUGCCGCUGGCACCCUUAGGGCUGGAGGAGGGCUCAGCCCUGCUGGGGAGGGUUGGGGGUGAAGCCUGGGGGGUUUUGUUGUAACCCCAUGGCUGGGGGGUGUUGGGAAGCAGAGGUUCCUGCUGGUGUGCUUCCCAGCAAGGUCUCAGUGGGGUUUUGGGAUGCAGGCAGGGCUACAGCUCCUGGAGAUGGGGCUGGGUGGCUGCAAACACCCAUCUGUGUCCCCAGAUCCAGAAGGAUUGGGAAGGAGAGGAAAGGAGCAGUGUGUCCUUAAAAAAUCCCCAUUGUUUUAGGCUGGUUGCCUAAAGAAAUGCACUUUUUCAGGGCCAAGUCUGUCUGUCUGUGCCACACCCCUGAGAUUUUAGGCACUGGUGGGUCCCUGAGGGGCACCAAAGUACUAAAAAAGCCAAAUUUUGGUACUUCCCUGGCACUGUGAUGGAGCAGAGCAGCCCCUCCUCAGCACCCAUUUGGAAAUUCCCUUUGGAAGAGCCAACAAAGGGAAUAAAGAGCCUGACCAGGGAAUGGUCACAGCCAUGAGCUUCACCCACAUCCAGGGUGGUGCUGCUGCUGGGGUUUGAGUUGGUCCUUGAUUGGGACGAAUAUUUAUUUAAAAAGAAAUCAAUAAAAGCAAAAAAACAUGCAGGUUGUGAAGUUGGGCAGCAUCCUUCAACACCACUGUUUUGUUUUCUGGGAUUCCUCUUGCUCUUUGGGACUCCAGGAUGGUUCCCACUGGGAUGAGGAGCACCCAACUCCACAUCCCAAGGCCACCACUGCCAUUAGGAAUUUUCUUGUGGCUGCCAUUGGAGCAGCAUCCAACAUACCCAGUGGCAUUUGUGCAAUUCCCAGUGUGGAGUCUCAUUUGGGAGCUGCAGCUCUGCUCAGGGAGCCCAAAAGUGCUGAGAUUUGGGGCUUUUCUGUGUCGAGGUGAUGUAAAAGAAAAAAGAAAAAAAAAGAGUUAUUAUUUAAAUAAUAAAUGUCUCUCAAAGGA